CUAUUCUCUGGGAGGGUCUCUGAGCAGUUUAUGAGUCUGCGCUGCCAUUCGGCGGACGCUCAGUGGCCCAUGAACUGCUUGGAUUUAACUGCUGAGCGGCUGGCUAACAGGUGGCGUUCAGGGCAAACAGUGGGAGCUCUGUGCUGAAGGGAACCAGCGGCAGCAUGUCGAGGAUCCACACUUGGUCACUGCUCCUGGUUCUCUGCGCCGGGAGUUUGGACGCUUGGUGGUUUAUUAUAGAGGCUGAACCCACGACCGAAAGCCCAACGGAGACCGCCACAGAAGACGCCACCACUCCUGGUGGUGUACCGACGCAGAAAGGGAAGGAGGACGGCAACUUGUCGAAGGUUGGGGAGGAAAUCCUCAAAGUAGCUACAGGAAUCCGUAAGUCUGUCAGCGACUGGGAUGAGACUACAACCGCCUGGACUACAAGUGGAGGCUUGACAGGGACGAUGGAGCCGGCUAAGCCCAACAUUACAGAUACAACAGAAGAAAACGGUGUGGAUUUGCACCAGCUGAUUGGAGAUCCCCCACCUGAUUCAAUAAUAAAAUUUACCGGGCCUUUGAGAGAACCUGCCUACAGGUUCACCUCCAAAUCGUCGUCAGGACAGCCGGCCCGGGCCCACGUCCCCACUCCCUUCUACAGGGACUUCACCAUCAUUUUCGCCCUUAGACCUACCACCCGUGCUGCCUCCGUCCUCUUCUCCAUCACGGAUAGCUCCCAGAAGUUCAUGUACAUCGGAGCGAAGCUCGGCGCAGAGCAGUCAGGUCGUCAGACGCUCCAGUUCUUCUAUACUGAACCCGAUUCUGAGGCUUCAUAUGAGGCGGCCAGCUUCAACAUGCCGAGUAUUGUCAGCUAUUGGAGGACCUUUGCCUUGUCUGUGUAUGACGAUCAAGUCAGAUUUUACCAGGAAUGCAGCAUGGCUCCACAAGUGGUGAGGUUUGAGCGCUCGCCUGAUCCGAUGGACCUGGAUGCAGGAAGUUGGAUCUUUGUGGGUCAAGCAGGAGGAGCUGAUCCAGACAAGUUUGAGGGUGAAAUUUCAGAGCUAAAACUUCUGAGAGACCCUAAGGCAUUUCGCGCCUACUGUGACUACGAUGAUUACCCAGAUGAAGGUUCUGGUGAAGGUGGCAGCGGUGAAGCUGACAGGAAACAGAGAGAAAACACUGUGAUGACUACUUCUCCACCCCUCCGUCCAGUCCCUAUGCCCCCACUUACAAACCCAAUAGGAUCCACUAUCGGAACUUCAGGAGCCAAAGGCGAGAAGGGGGACAGGGGAGAGAAAGGCUUCAAGGGCGACCGAGGUCCUGCGGGGCCGAAGGGGGAUUCGGGCAGCAGCUCGGGUUUUUCCUCGCAGGGGGGAGAACGAGGGGAGAAGGGAGAAAAGGGCGGAAAGGGUGAGUCUGGCUUUAGAUACCCGGGCAAAAAGGGGGAACGUGGUUCUCAGGGGCCCGCCGGUCCUCCUGGUCCUCCGGGACCUGCGGCCGAGGUCGUCAGACUCGGCGAUGGCUCUUUUGUGCAGCAGGUGGCUGGUCCUGCUGGACCACCGGGGCCACCAGGCCUGGAUGGGGCGGAAGGACCUCCAGGGACUGAUGGAGAGCCUGGUGAUCCUGGAGAGGAUGGAAAAGCUGGUCCUGCAGGGCCACAGGGUAUUCCAGGAACUCCUGGAACGCCUGGUAUAAAAGGCCAAAAGGGUGAAGUUGGGGAGGGUUCACCUGGACCAAGAGGUCCACCAGGUCUUCCAGGACCUCCAGGGCCGGGCACUGGUGAUCGUCCAACAUUUGUUGACAUGGAGGGAUCAGGAUUCCCAGACUUGGAAAAUGCCCGGGUUGUGCGUGGUCCCCCAGGGCCCCCAGGUCCCCCCGGCCCUCCUGGAAUCCCUGGCACUUCAGUAGCUAUCGGACCUGAUGGUCCAAUAGCCGUUGGACCUCCGGGACCACCUGGAAGAGAUGGAGCGCCUGGACUACCAGGGCCCCCUGGUCCUCGUGGUUUACCUGGUAGUCCUGGGCCCAGUGGAGGAAAGGGUGAUAGCGGUGAUCUUGGCCUUCCAGGUCCGGCUGGAGAAAAGCAGAACACAACGGACUCCAACCCUUUCAAUUACCUCUUCUCUUUCUUUGCUCCAUCCUCUACGGGUGCUCAGGGCGAUCCAGGCAGGACCGGCACGCCUGGGCAGUCUGGUCUGGCAGGACUUCCAGGUCCCAUGGGACCAGUCGGGCCUCCAGGGCCUCCUGGUCCACCAGGUCCACCGUUCAUCGCCGGCACCGAUCAAAAUCAUCUGCUAACUGCCUUCCCUGGCCUCAGAGGUCCACCUGGACCACAGGGUCCACCUGGCAUUGCUGGUCUACCUGGUAAGCCAGGAUUUCCAGGGAACCAUGGAACUAAAGGAGCUGAAGGACCCCGAGGACCUGCUGGGAUUCCAGGCAUCGACGGAUACCCUGGAUUACCAGGUACAAAGGGAGAUAGAGGAGAGAAGGGUGAGAUGGGUCGCCCGGGUCGAGACGGUGGACCACCCGGGCCACCUGGGCCUCCUGGACCACCAGGACAGAUUCGCUACCAGCCAUCAAGAGAUUUUAACGAGGUUUAUUGGAACGAUUUGGGACAGGGAGGAUCCGGACAUACGGGAUUGCCAGGAUCCAUGGGGCCAAAAGGAGACAAAGGGGACGCUGGUCCUCCGGGAUAUGCUCCUAAGGGACAGAAAGGAGAGCCUGGCAUCAUCAUGGGGUCUGACGGGAGACCUUUAUAUCUGGGAGGCCUGACAGGAAAGCCGGGUGAUAGAGGAUUUCCUGGCCCAGAGGGACCGCCUGGUCCUCAGGGUCCUCCUGGACCAAAGGGAGAGAUUGGGUUCCCUGGAAGAUCGGGUCGACCAGGAUUAAACGGCGUCAAAGGAGAUAAGGGAGACUCGGGCAGCGGGUCUGGAUAUGGUCACCCUGGCGUCCCAGGUCCUCCAGGGCCCCCUGGACCUCCCGGACCUCCCGGAGGGUUUGAUGAGUACUCACGGUACAACGCGGUUAAAGGAGACAAAGGUGAUCCCGGACCACCGGGAAUACUUGAAAUUCAAGGUCUCGGACCAGGCUUUGACUAUUUCUCUUUAAAGAAUCAGAUGAAAGGCGAGAUGGGCUUAAAAGGAGAGAAAGGAGAACCAGGCGGAGGAUAUUAUGACCCCCGAUACGGAGGAGGAGCAGUUGGCUCUCCAGGAGCGCCUGGACCUCAAGGCCCAAAAGGAGAAUCGGUUGUUGGUCCACCGGGCCCUCGGGGACCUCCUGGACCACCAGGAAGAGGCUAUGAUGGUCGACCUGGACCACCAGGGCAACCAGGGGUACCAGGACCUCCGGGGCCAUCCUUGUCUGGGCCCUACGGGGGAACACAGGCUAUCAGUAUUCCUGGACCCCCAGGACCUCCUGGAGCUCCAGGUAUUCCAGGAUCCUUCUCAGGGGUGAUGACGUUUAGGUCUUAUGACACCAUGGCGGCCACAGCUAGAGGACAGCCUGAAGGGUCUCUGGUGUACGUUGUAGACCAAACGGAUCUCUACAUACGAGUCCGAGAUGGAGUCCGACAAGUUCAGCUUGGGAACUACAUUCCUUUACCAACUCAAGCUGGGGUGGCGGUGGAGGAGUCACCCCCAAUCAUCCAGACCCCAUCACAGCCAAGACCAGAGUCUGAUCCACGAUACCGUCCCGACACACGAUACCAGACAGAUCUGCUUUACCCACAGCCUUCAAAUCCCAGAUACCCGAGUUAUACGGACCGCUUCAACCAGCCAGACGGCCGCUUUUCAGACCCCCGAUACCCAGUCACCCGUCCUCAGAGACCCCCGCCUUCUGUUCCCCAGGCUCCAGUCCACAGACACGCCUCAGGACCGGCGCUCCACCUGGUUGCGCUAAACAGCCCUCAGACGGGUGGCAUGCGAGGCAUCUCCGGCGCAGAUUUUCUGUGCUUCAGCCAGGCCCAGAGCAUCGGGAUGAAGGGAACCUUCCGGGCCUUCCUGUCCUCCAAACUGGAGGAUCUCAACAGCAUCGUUUACAGCUCCAACAGGGAGAACAUACCAAUAGUCAACCUGAAGGACGAGGUUCUGUUUGACAGCUGGAACGACAUCUUCAGCAACGGCAGAAUGAAGGACGACGUGUCGAUCUACUCCUUCGACGGCAAAGAUGUUCUCCGAGACCGCACGUGGCCAGAGAAGAUGAUGUGGCACGGGUCGACCGGCGGCGGCCAGCGGCACGUCGACAACUACUGCGAGGCGUGGCGCGUCGGGGAACGGGCGGUGACGGGCAUGGCGUCGCCGCUGCAGAGCCGCAGCCUCCUGCAGCAGAACUCCGGCAGCUGCUCCAGCUCCUACGUCGUGCUGUGCAUUGAGAACAGCUACAUCCGCGACAGCAGAAGGAGAUAAUAGCGCCCCGGAGAGCUAGCAUGUAUUCCGAACACACUUCCGUCUGUCGUCGCACCGUUUGUGUUGCUCUGUAUAUAUGUUUUUAUCAUGAAUUAUCACGUUAUGUUUGUUUAACCUGGUUUUAUGGUGCUAAAGAGAAUCUUCCCACAUGUCAAGGUUGAACUCAGGUGACUUGCUCUUUACCAGCUAGCGUCCGUUUUUGUAAGGUUGCUUUCCUCUAGCUCUGAUUCAAACAACUUUAACACUGGCUUAAGUGACAGCUGUCAGUCAGUCCGACCAACUUCUAGACCCAGGGGCGGCUCUAGACAGGGGCCCACAGGGGCCAGUGCCCCUGUAGAAAUGGUCCUGGCCCCUGUACAAAAUACAUAAAUUAAAUAAACUUCUUACGAUUAUAUGCAUUGGUGAAGAAACCACACCUAAUUUGUCACUUUUACAAUUUUAUUGAUUUUUAAACCUAACAAGUGUUUAAAAAUCAAGGUGUUUUACUUUUAGCUUCAGCUGUAUUGAGCUGGGAUCACAG
This is a messenger RNA of Fundulus heteroclitus (mummichog), 4905 nucleotides long. Its product is annotated as collagen alpha-1(XVIII) chain. The record is from RefSeq and is a predicted model, not a curated record. Bases 165 to 4385 code for a protein of 1406 amino acids. Lineage: Eukaryota; Metazoa; Chordata; Actinopteri; Cyprinodontiformes; Fundulidae. The transcript is spliced from 42 exons.